AUGGCUGAUGGCAGCCUGAACAGCUCCUUUAAUCAGAGCUCAGAAUAUGGAAAUGUCUACAGACCACAGACAGUGUUCAGCGUCUUGACGUUCACCCUGCUGGCCAUGCUUAUGGUGGCUACAUUUUUCUGGAACAUGCUCGUCCUAGUCACAAUUCUCAGAGUCAGAACGUUCCACCGUGUGCCCCACAAUCUGGUGGCCUCCAUGGCUAUAUCUGAUGUUAUGGUGGCUGCUUUGGUGAUGCCUCUCAGUCUAGUGCAUGAGCUGAACGGCCGUCGAUGGAAGUUGGGCCAAGUUCUCUGCCAAGUCUGGAUAUCCUUCGACGUCCUGUGCUGUACAGCCAGCAUUUGGAACGUGACCGCAAUAGCCCUCGACCGUUACUGGUCCAUAACCCGCCACCUGGAGUACACACUGAAGACCCGAAAGAAGAUCUCCAAUGUGAUGAUUGGAUUGACGUGGCUGCUCUCAUCUGUUAUUUCCCUCUCCCCUCUGUUUGGCUGGGGUGAGACGUAUUCAGAGAAGGACAUGGAGUGCCAGGUGAGCCAGGAGCCGUCUUACACCAUCUUUUCCACAUUCGGGGCCUUCUAUCUGCCUCUUUGUGUUGUGCUGUUUGUCUACUGGAAGAUAUACAAAGCUGCUAAGUUCCGUAUUGGAUCAAAGAGGACCAACACCAUCACUCCAGUUGCAGAAGCUGGAGAGGUGAAAGAGGCCUCCAGGCAACAGCCUCAGAUGGUGUUCACAGUACGCCAUGCCACGGUGACAUUCCAGGCCGACAGCGAGACGUGGCGAGAGCAGAAAGAGAAGCGAGCAGCUCUGAUGGUGGGCAUCCUCAUCGGAGUGUUUGUCCUGUGCUGGAUACCGUUCUUCCUCACCGAGCUCAUCACUCCACUGUGCUCCUGCCACAUCCCGCCAAUAUGGAAGAGUGUCUUCCUCUGGCUGGGCUACUCCAACUCUUUCUUCAACCCGCUCAUUUACACAGCCUUCAACAAGAACUAUAAUAACGCUUUCAGAAAUCUCUUCUCUCGACAGCGCUGAGAGAUAAUCGGAAAUCUUGGCUGUGCCACAAAUGCCAGUUUAAGCCACCCUUAAGAUUUGGGAAAGUGUGGUUAUCUGAGUUCUUCAAAAGGCACAGAUUCAUAAAGAA
Messenger RNA from Carassius auratus (goldfish), 1144 nucleotides. Its product is annotated as 5-hydroxytryptamine receptor 5A-like. Gene Ontology annotation, molecular function: G protein-coupled serotonin receptor activity. Gene Ontology annotation, cellular component: plasma membrane. The record is from RefSeq and is a predicted model, not a curated record. The transcript is spliced from 2 exons. Gene Ontology annotation, biological process: positive regulation of MAPK cascade; adenylate cyclase-activating adrenergic receptor signaling pathway. NCBI's taxonomy places the organism in Eukaryota, Metazoa, Chordata, Actinopteri, Cypriniformes, Cyprinidae. The coding region runs from base 1 to 1035 and encodes 344 amino acids.